AUGAAGAGGGGGUCGGAUAGGUUGAGGAGAUUGGUGCCGGGGGUGAAGAAGGAGAAGAAAGAGGAAUGGAGGGUGUUGGAUAGGAUUACGGGGUUUCAGACGAUUGAUACAAGACCUAUUGAUAAACAACUGUAUGUUCCAAAGGAAUGGUAUAAAAACGAAGCGACUGCUGACAUAGGGAGACUUACCAAGCCAAAAGAUAUAGACGGUCUGAUCAGUAAUAUACAAUAA
This is a messenger RNA of Botrytis fragariae, 231 nucleotides long. RefSeq lists its product as uncharacterized. Lineage: Eukaryota; Fungi; Ascomycota; Leotiomycetes; Helotiales; Sclerotiniaceae. The coding region runs from base 1 to 231 and encodes 76 amino acids. The transcript is spliced from 2 exons. The record is from RefSeq and is a predicted model, not a curated record.